UGCAGGUAAACGGUAUACUUCGCUAUACUUCGGCUAAAGUGUGUGAACGUGUCGUCGUGUGCUAGCGGCCCAUCCAGGGUGCGUUCCAGAGAUCCCGGAGUACCCCGUGCCGCCGAACCAAAAGUCCAGGGGGUGUAGUCCGGCUGAUCCCAGUCCCGAUCCUGUCAUCUGGGGUUCAGCACAUGAAUAUAUAGGAUGACGUUCUCUUCACUGGAACCAACAAGCUCAAGAAUGUUCCAGUCGCUGUGCACGAAGCAAGCUCCGUGAAGACGUAGUGUUCAGGUUGGACUGGAAGAUCUCGAGCAUCCUGCACAGAGUUGUGACCGCAACCCUACUGAACACCUUUGGGAUGAACUGGAGCUUCCUCGACAUCCAAACAUCAUCGGCGCCUGACCUCAAACUCACUAAUGCUCUUCUGGAAAAGUCUGAACGAACGCAAAUCUCCAAAGACACACACUCCAAAAUCUAUUGGAACGCCUUCCCGGAAGAGUGGAGCGCAUUAUAACAGCGAAGGACCCCGGGUCUCCACUAGGGGGCGGUAAUGAGCGUUGUGAGUUUUCUUCUUCGGGGGCGUUUGGAAUGAAAACAAACUGCGAGGCACGUACUAGGCGUAAACACUCUCCACGUUAGCAGUGUUAUUGCGUGUUUAUAGAGCGGAGAGCUUUAUUUUAUUUCAUUUCAUUUUAUUUUAUUUGAGUUCGAUAGUUUGCUCACUCGGCAGCAUUUCUGACGCCACCGGGGAGCAGCUCGGUUCUGUCCGCCAUGCCUCAGCCACCGGAGGCCGGGGAGCGGCAGCAGCAGCUCCCUCUGGUCCGCUCGCUGAACAGUCGGCUCCCGGCUCAUGUGCUGUUCUGUAACCGCAGUCCCCGCACCGUCAGGCUGCUGUGGAUUAAUUUCCAGGGACAGCCGGAGUCUUACGGCGAGCUGAAGCCGCAGACCGGGAGGAGGAUGAACACUUUUGUGGGGCACCCGUGGAUGUUUCGUGAUGCUGAGACUGAUGACCCAAUGUUUGUGAAUAAUAAAGAGAUGUACUUGCCCAAUGCGCUGGAAAAUGGCCAAGUAUCUGUGGUCAACAUCACACUACCAGUGUUUUCCCUGAGGGAGCGGUGUCUGCAGGUGGUGAGGAAGCUAGUGCGUAUUGAAGAUUUCUCCCGGUUAGAAAUCGCUCGGAGUCUUCAGGAAGAUCUCUCUCAGAAGCCGAGCAUCCACUCAGACCUGCAGCGCAUCAACCAGAGAGUGGAGCAGAGACUGCUGCAGAACAGAGAGGAACAGAACACCUGAACAUCUCCACUCUCUUUAUUAUGACUUAUUAUCACUUAUUAUUAUUAUUAUUAUUAUUAUUAUUACUGCACCCCCAGGUCAAAUGUUGAGCCUGGAGAAACACAGCUUGUUUCUUGAAUGGAAGAAGCAACAUAACAGAAAGCUGUUUCUGUUUUUGACUUUAAAACGACUGACGUUCGAUGUUCUUUCACUGCAGGAACCUUUUUCAGGAACCUUCUUUCAGGACCUCUUGUUGUUGUUGUUGUUGUUUGUGUGUUUGUUUUGUUUUAAGGAGACAGAAUGGAAAAAUUACAGAGACUGUAUAAGAGAGGAAAAGCGUGUCAGAAUCGUUCUCUGUUAAAAGCCGAAGAGCCAGAAAUUGAUUGAAAGUCAAAAAAAUAUCUAUAUUUAAUCUAUAAAGGUGCAAGAGUCAAAAAAAUCUUUAAUACUUACUCGGAAAUGAUGAAGAAAAACGAUGGAUUAAAGACGUCUUAUAAGCAGACGUUUUUAAUUUAAAGUCGGUUCUAAAGAAAACAUGUUUGGAAAAGCGUCUUUUGGUCCGGAAUGCUUGUUUGUGUUUGGGUGUGCCUCCUGUCAAUCAUUUUAUAGACACUCUACUGGCCUACUGAGUUCCUGAGGGCGGAGCCUCUUGAAAAUGGAGUGAGGGAGAAUGGGGGAGUAAACAAAACUGAAUAAAUAAAAAUAAUUUGAACCCACCUAAACGUUACAGAGCAAAUGUUGAAAAAGUUUUAAAAUACAAAAUUGUAUCAAAUGCACCUUUUAAAGUAAUUAUAAAGCACAGUGUCAGAAAACCAAAGAUGAAUUUAAGUCAUUCGAUGAUGCUGGAAUAUCGUUUAAAUUAUUAUUAUUAUUAUUAUUAUUAUUAUUAUUAUUUUAAUUCUUAGACAAUCUACUGCAUUGGUUUGUUUGUAUAAGUGUUUCUGAAUAUUGAUGUAUAAUAUUUUUGUACAAAACUUGAAAAAAAAGUUAUGCCUUUUCUAAAGACUUUAUGAAGAAUUAAAAAAAAAAAAAAAAAAAAAAAAAAUCCAGGCUAUGGUUCACUAAGGUUUGUACUAAUCUCUAGGAUAAAAAAAUAAUAAAAUAAAUAAAAGGAUGGUUGUUUAUAUCAUA
Ictalurus punctatus (channel catfish) is the source of this 2391-nucleotide messenger RNA. RefSeq names its product von Hippel-Lindau tumor suppressor (gene vhl). The coding region runs from base 763 to 1281 and encodes 172 amino acids. The transcript has 3 exons. NCBI's taxonomy places the organism in Eukaryota, Metazoa, Chordata, Actinopteri, Siluriformes, Ictaluridae. The record is from RefSeq and is a predicted model, not a curated record.